AGCCACGAAGAUAAUCCAAAGCCCCUCAGUAGACCUGUAGCCGUAGCCCGUGGUCAGCGGAGCGCGUUCACAACAGUUCACAACCGCAGACAACAUGCGUGCACACGGACGCGUGCCAAGUUUUAGUUUUGCGAGCGUCAUUUUGCGCUGCGCAUACAUUUACGCGAGUAUCACAUUUAUUGCGGCUUCAGAAUAUGGUGUGCCUAUAGAAAUAAAGUUAUGGGAUACAGGGCGAACGCCUUUAGCCCAUAUGGUGGAUGUAACAAACGAGUUCGGUUUAAAAGUGCUGGCAGAACAUAACUUUUUGAAUGAUAACAACAUAGCUUUCUCACCGUAUGGUCUGAUGGGGAUCAUGGUCGCAUUGUAUGAGGGUGUGGAUGGAGAGUCCUCGUAUCAGAUCCAGCGAGGAAUGCAACUGCCGUGGAACCGGAAUGUCAUGAGAAUAGGCUUUAGAGAUAUACAUCGCACGCUGAAGACUUAUUUUGUUCCGGAAGAAGGAUUUUUAGCGGGGCUAGCAUUAAACAAUGAAAAUGUCACUUUCAACGAGCCAUACAAAAAGAUUUUGCGGUUCUAUGGUUUUGAUUUAGAAAACGACCAAUUGCCGACACUUGCUCCUGAUACAAAUAGUACUUCAAAUAACACAAGUUCAGCUACCACAAUGAGUUCAGUAGGGACUAGUGAAACAACGACAAUGACUGUGCCAAUGACCUCAGAAAUUGCACCAGCUAGAGAAGAUGCUAGCACUGGUUCCCCGACAAGGGAAGAAACCACGACAACAACCAAUCCAAAUGCUGAGACAAUAAAUACCAUAGAUAUAAGAGAAGGUGCAACAACUGCUGCGAGCCCGUCUUCUGCCCCAAAUGCAGAGGGCACAUCCUUGAGUUCCACUGUCACCACGAUAGAAACAACGACUGAGAGAGUAACACAGACCACCCAAACAGCGACUACAUCUACCACAGUGGAGGCAACAACACAGGCUCCUACAACCCCAGAAACAGACCCACCCACGACAGCGACCACGACGACAGUUGCCCCAACUGUACCAACUGAAAUGGAUCCUGUUUCAAGUAGCUCACAAGUUACAAAUACAGAUGAGCCGACUACCAACAACGAAGUGGAUACGUCAUCAACCACUGUUGAUAUGACGCCCAGUACAACCCAAGCCAGUACGACUGAUGCAAGUACAACACAGACCAAUCCUAUAGAGGAAACGCAAACCCAACUAUCAACUUUGGACAGCUCUACAAUAACAUCAACGAUAACUGAAAACACCCCAACGGAGGCUGUUAUGAGUACAAUAACAGAAACACAGCAAACCGAUCAAAUGUCUACAUUAACUUUGGACGACAUGACCACUGCAUUAAAUUCUGUGACACCAGCAAAUGAAUCUGCUUUAGAGACCCUUGAACGAAAGAAAAAGUCUAUUGUAGAUUUUAUAUUCACACACCCACCCUACAUAGAUGAAUAUUUGUACAGAUCUUAUGACAUUGGUUCGGAUGCAAUAAACCCGAGUUUUGACGACAAAAUGUUUUUGGCCAACGGCUUGAGAAGCGUUCAGGUCACGUAUAUGCGAUACGACACAGUGCUGGAGCACGCCUACCUGCCGCAUUUAGAGGCCUCGGCAUUAAGACUACCGCUGGACAGCGAUCGCUACUACUUACUGGUGGUGCUGCCGAACCGGGGCGGUGCUCCGGAGCUGGGCCGGCUACUGUCUCGGAUGGCUCGGGAGUCAGACUUGUCAGACAUUUAUUCGGUGUUGCGUCCGCGUCGUGUGAAGGGAAUCGUGCCCAGCUUCACUGUUAAAGGUCAUGUGACUUUAACUACAGAUUUGCAAAAGCUUGGCAUUAGAGAUGUUUUCGAACCGCGACAGCGCGACUUCACGCUGAUGACGAGGCAGCCGGGAGUCUACGUGCGGAGCAUUGAACAAGCAGUCUCCGUCGCUAUCCGCAAAUACCGACCGGACGAUCAGAAGAAGAAUAGAUAUGUAACAAGCCGUGAUCCUGUCAUAUUCUCCGCGACAUACCCGUUCCUGUACUUCGUCAUGGACGCCAGCAUCCACGUCGCGCUCAUGGCUGGCAAGAUGGUGGACCCGCUCAAUUCUAGGAUAUUAUAGUCUUAAUAGAACUUUUGGUAGUUU
Helicoverpa armigera (cotton bollworm) is the source of this 2137-nucleotide messenger RNA. RefSeq lists its product as uncharacterized. Gene Ontology annotation, molecular function: serine-type endopeptidase inhibitor activity. NCBI's taxonomy places the organism in Eukaryota, Metazoa, Arthropoda, Insecta, Lepidoptera, Noctuidae. The coding region runs from base 95 to 2113 and encodes 672 amino acids. The transcript is spliced from 5 exons. The record is from RefSeq and is a predicted model, not a curated record.